Messenger RNA from Heterocephalus glaber (naked mole-rat), 2590 nucleotides. RefSeq names its product glutathione S-transferase A1. The record is from RefSeq and is a predicted model, not a curated record. Gene Ontology annotation, molecular function: glutathione transferase activity. Gene Ontology annotation, cellular component: extracellular exosome; cytosol. Gene Ontology annotation, biological process: glutathione metabolic process; xenobiotic metabolic process. Lineage: Eukaryota; Metazoa; Chordata; Mammalia; Rodentia; Bathyergidae.
AUCGCAACAUUAGUGAUUAAUCAUUUUCUUUUUAAUCUGCCAUGGACUCUGGAACCUUCAGCUGUGGGAGUGGCUGUUUCCUGUUGGGCCCAGGCCUCUUCCAGGGCAAGCGUUAUCAAAAUAUUUAAGCAGCUAUGGUACCCAAAUUCAGCUAGCCUUGAACUGCUGAAUAAAGAGGCAGCCAGGACUUUGCUCAGUGAAACCAAGACUCCUAAUAUGGCAGGGAAGCCGGUGCUUCACUACUUCAAUGGACGGGGCAGGAUGGAGUCCAUCCGGUGGCUCUUGGCUGCAGCUGGAGUAGAGUUUGAAGAGAAGCUUAUAAAAUGUCCAGAAGAUUUUGAAAAGUUAAAAAAUGAAGGGCUUUUGAUGUUCCAGCAAGUACCCAUGGUGGAGAUGGAUGGGAUGAAGCUGGUGCAGUCCAGAGCCAUUCUCAACUACAUUGCCACCAAAUACAACCUCUAUGGGAAAGAUAUGAAAGAGAGACUCCUGAUUGAUAUGUACAUAGAAGGCAUCAUGGAUUUAUAUGAAAUGAUCUCACAUCUGGCACUGACUCCUCCAGAUCAAACAGAUACCAAGAUGGCUUUGAUCAGAGACAAAACAAAGAAUUGCUACUUCCCUGCCUUUGAAAAAGUGUUAAAGAGUCAUGGACAAGACUACCUUGUUGGCAACAAGCUGAGCAGGGCUGACAUUCACCUGGUUGAACUUCUCUACUGUGUUGAAGAGGUUGAUGCGAGUCUUUUGGCUGCUUUCCCUCUGCUGCAGGCUCUAAAAACCAGAAUCAGUAACCUGCCCAAUGUGAAGAAGUUUCUGCAGCCUGGCAGCCAGAGGAAGCCUCCCACUACUGCAAAAAUGAUAGAAGAAGCCAGAAAGGUUUUCAAGUUUUAGUUAGGUUGGCCUUGACCAAGCCCAAACGUGAACCAAACAUCUAAAUUUUUCAAUAAUAAAAUUCUUUGCGUAAAGGUUGACCACGACUUUUAUGGGAUAAUAAGCCACUUAUGAUUGCAAAUGGUAAUUGCAUAAUAAAAUUCCUCUGAGAAGUCUUAAGACAUUUUUUUCAUUAAGAUCUGAUAUGUAAUUAGAUUUUGAAUGUCCUUUUUUUGGAAAUAAAAUUUUUACUUAAAAAGUGUGGAUUAUACGGUUUGCUUUACUUUUCCAAAAAUUGUUCUAUGAUAUCACUCAUACAGUCUAUUAGAGAGAAAAGUUUACAAAUUUGUAUUUGAUCUCACAUAUGCACAGAAAAUAACUGUUUUUCUGGGCAAUAGUGCAACAAAGUUUUCCAACAACCCAUGUGCUCUAUACACACAUCCCUUAAUGCUUCACAAAGAAUAGAGAUUUUUCCCUCUGCUGUUAACCUUCAACCAAUUCAUUGAAAUCCUUGCAGGAAGUUUCUUUGAAAAGCCAGUCUAUGAUGAUUUACUGAGAGAGUCGAUUGAAUAUGAUUAACCUUUGAAUUGGGUGCUUUGAAAAGGCACAUUUAAUCCAAUUCUUUUGGGAUGAAUAGGUUGAAUUAUAACUCUUCUUGCAGUCCAAUAUGGAAACUUGUGGCAUCUGAACAGAGGAAGGGCCUUUUCCAUAGCUGAACGUUGCCCCCUUUAGUGGAAAGGAGUUUCUCACAUGAGCAAAUGGCACAAAAACCCAUAGGAGAUCAUAUUGAGCUCUGGAGCCAAGAAAGAGAAAUCCUUUAACAGGGUCAGUACUGGUCUCCACCCUUCUCCAUUGAAUCACACCCUCCCAUUCAGGUCACUAGAAAAACACCUUACACUGUAUCCUUAGCACAAGAAAAGUCUGCUUUAUACUCAAGUCAAGGCCUUGUUGGUGUAUAUAGUUAAUAAUUUAGAAUUGUUCAUUGAGUUGCUUUGGGGUGCAUUGCUACAGAGAUGUAUAAAUGAAGAAUUUAGAAAACUAUAGCAUGAAAAUCCAAUGAUGUGAGAACAAUUAAUGAUAUAUGAAAACAAAAGAGAUGUAGCACGUUAAACAUUCUGAGCUUGUAUGCAGUGCAAAGGGAAAAGGUAAGAGUUUAUGCUGAAAUUACUCUGUCUAGAGCAGUGGUGAUGAAAUGAUCAUGAAGUGAAACUGUUAAGAUCACAUGAUUGGAAUCCCCAACUGACCAGUGAUGGUGACCUAUAUCUGCAUAGUUCAUGCCUUCAAGUGCUUCUCAGCCUCUGCUGCCUAUGAAAGAGGAGAUACCCAUGCCCACUAUGCACAAUCUAACCUACAGCUAGAUGUCAUUUAUGAUACACAGUAGCUCUUUCCUUUGACAGAGAUGCUCUGUGACUUGUUAACAAAUGUUGAUGUCAUUGGUUUUUCUAUUUUUCUGGUUUUGUUUGUUCUUUUUCUUUGGACACUGGGGAUUGAACUGAGGACCUUGCUCUUGCAAGGCAGGCGUAGUGCCACUGAGCUAGAUCCCCGGCCCUGUUUUCUGUAUUUCUUUAAUGUCAAGUUGUGUUCACUGUUGGAUAGAAUUUUUUAUGAACAAGUUUUAGGAUCUUCAAGGAGAGUGUAAAUCUGUACAACUGUUAAAUUUAUAUAGGAACAUGACUUGGUUCCAGUAUAAAUGAUUUCAACAAAAUUAAAAAGAGUAAUUCUCUUA